Molecule: messenger RNA, 2307 nt
Organism: Archocentrus centrarchus (flier cichlid)
Lineage: Eukaryota; Metazoa; Chordata; Actinopteri; Cichliformes; Cichlidae
Product: paired box protein Pax-6-like
Exons: 11
Coding region: 165-1460 (431 amino acids)
Biological process (GO): regulation of transcription by RNA polymerase II; anatomical structure development
Molecular function (GO): RNA polymerase II cis-regulatory region sequence-specific DNA binding; DNA-binding transcription factor activity, RNA polymerase II-specific
Source: RefSeq, a predicted model, not a curated record
CCACUUGUUCUAUGUCCUCCUCUCUCUCCUCCUUCUCAGAGGAGCAGCUCUGUCUCUCUCUCUCCGUGCACUUGUCUCUUCAGUCAAGAAGAAACUAAGUGAAGGAAAGAAUAGAAGAAAGAGGUUGUUGGAAAUCGAACAAACCAAAACUUUGAUUCUGCAGCAUGCCACAGAAAGAUUACAGAAGUCAAACAAGCUGGGAGACUGGUGUGGCCUCCAUGAUGCAAAACAGCCACAGUGGAGUAAACCAGCUGGGAGGUGUGUUUGUGAAUGGGAGACCUUUACCUGACUCUACCAGGCAGAAGAUAGUGGAGCUGGCACACAGCGGAGCUCGGCCAUGUGACAUAUCCAGAAUACUACAGGUAUCUAACGGCUGUGUGAGUAAGAUCUUAGGCCGGUAUUAUGAGACAGGUUCAAUCCGUCCUCGAGCCAUAGGAGGGAGUAAACCCAGAGUGGCCACUCCAGAGGUGGUGGGAAAAAUUGCUCAGUACAAGAGAGAGUGUCCAUCCAUUUUUGCCUGGGAGAUCAGAGACCGGCUGCUGGCAGAGGGAGUCUGCACCAACGACAAUAUACCCAGUGUUUCAUCAAUAAAUCGAGUGCUUAGGAAUUUGGCUAGCGACAAGCAGCAAAUGGGCACAGUGGGAACUGAAGGGAUGUUUGACAAACUCAAGAUGCUCAAUGCACAAAGCACCUGGGGAGGACGCUCAGGGUGGUAUCCUGGGACAGCCCUCUCUACCACUGAAUGUCCACAGGCAGAGGGAGGGGAGAACGCAGUAUCAGUUAGUUCCAAUGCUGAGGACUCAGAAGAGACUCAGAUGAGGCUCCAGCUGAAGAGGAAACUCCAGAGAAACAGAACAUCUUUCACACAGGAACAAAUAGAAGCAUUAGAAAAAGAAUUUGAAAGGACACACUAUCCAGAUGUGUUUGCCAGAGAACGCCUUGCCAACAAAAUAGACCUUCCAGAAGCAAGAAUACAGGUUUGGUUUUCCAACAGACGAGCAAAAUGGAGAAGAGAAGAAAAGCUGAGAAAUCAACGUCGUCAGGUGUCCAACUCGUCAAACCAUAUUCCAAUCAGCAGCAGCUUUAACACCAGUGUUUACCAGCCUCUACCACAACCUACUACACCAGUGUCCUUUUCAUCAGGAUCCAUGCUGGGAAGGUCAGAUCCAGUUCUGUCCAACAGCUAUAGCCUACCAGCAAUGCCCAGCUUCAGUAUGGCUGCCAGCCUGCCUAUGCAAACAUCCAACCAGACCUCUUAUUCCUGCAUGCUGCCCACCAGCCCCACUGUUAAUGGAAGAAGUUAUGAGACAUAUACUCCUCCACACAUGCAGCCACACAUCAACCAAUCAAUGACAUCAUCUGCAACGUCGUCAGCAGGUUUGAUUUCUCCUGGUGUCUCAGUUCCAGUUCAAGUUCCAGGAAGUGAAACAGACAUGUCACAGUAUUGGCCACGCCUGUAGUGAAGGAGAUCCUUCUGGCAAUUAUUCAUGCCUGUUGUGAUCAUCAACAGUGAAUGCAUCCACGGGACUGUAGGGGUCAUCAAAAUGGGAACUAUCCUUUCGUGCUCCAGUUUGAAUGUAAAAAACAAAAACAAAACAAAAAACCUCAGCAAAUAAGUAUGAAAUAUAAAUUACUCUCAUUAAUGCUAGUGAAGACACAGGACGCAAGGAGUUUUGGUGGUUUUCAGAAUUGGAAGAAUUUUAACGUUGCUGCAAAACAAUACAAGUUCACCUGUAACUGGAUCAAAGGUUUUGGGGGCAUUAUGUUCAUCAGCUACCAUUCAAAGUCUGGAUGUUGUGGAUGCUUUGUCCAGAAAGCAAAGCCGUUACCUGAGUGGUACUUAGGAAGCUCAGGAAAGUGGACCAUCAGCUGGUGAUUCUAAUCUCCAGACAGAAAUAAACUCCUGAAUGUCCACUGGGAGAGUUUGUGGGAAGACACAUUACCUCUACUUUAAGUUGGUAAUUUAUAUCAUACUGCCGUGUGUAGGAAACCAAGGAUAUUAACUGAAACGUAAAGGGAAGAACUUAAUGAAACUUGAAGCUGUCUGCUGUGAUUUUCUUUUUUUACAUAAGCAGAUUCUAAAAGCCUGGAUUGUGUAUAGAAUUUCAGAAUGAGAAUUCUGGUGAAAUGUGUUUUGUAUUGUAAAAGUCCCAACACUGGCAUGAACUCUGAUUUCAAACUGAAAAACUAUGUCUUUGUUGGGGAAAGAUUUUUCCAGUUCCAAAGUUCAAAUGUCCAGAAACUCAUCAAUUUACAAAGUCUGGAAGUAAAACACCGAAAAAAUAAAAGAGUGAACAUUAAACUCAG